This is a messenger RNA of Centruroides sculpturatus (bark scorpion), 596 nucleotides long. RefSeq names its product cysteine-rich and transmembrane domain-containing protein 1-like. The coding region runs from base 118 to 417 and encodes 99 amino acids. The record is from RefSeq and is a predicted model, not a curated record. The transcript is spliced from 4 exons. Lineage: Eukaryota; Metazoa; Arthropoda; Arachnida; Scorpiones; Buthidae.
GAAAUAUUCAAAAAUUAUAAAAAUUAGAAGAAAUUAUUAUUAUUUUUCCCUAAAAUUAAUUCAUUUUACUUUGUAUAAAUUUUAUAUUUUUAAUCAUUUUAUAAAAUUAGAAUAAGUAUGCAACCACAAAGUCCUCAAUAUCAUCAUAAUCUUCAGGGAACACCGCCACCUUAUCCACAAAAGGAACAGUUUAUUUACUACCCGUCUACACCUGCAUCUCCAGGCUUGUUUUAUCCUACUCCGCCUCCUCCUACCGUUUCUCCUCCUUAUCCUUUACAGUAUCCUUACGGUCAGACCGUAAUUUUGCGAGAACACUCCCGGAAUGGCUUAAUGGAGAAGUGUUGGCUCUUAGCUUGCUGCUAUCCUUUGCUGUUUUGCUUAAGUCCCUGCUGUUGUUGCUACGACUGUUUUGACUAACUACAGUUUAUUUUUAUCAUAAGUACAUUUUUUAUUUUUAUCAUCAUCUCUUUCGAUGACAGGUAUAUUCCACGACAGAAUAUUUUAUGAUAAAACUCGUACAUUAAUUAAAAACGCGUCAAAAUUUUUGAAGCUAAGUGGUGGUGAAUUAAAAUUUAACAAAAAAAUACAAGUAAAAA